CCGUAACCGCCUGCCCCUCCAUCUCCCAUCCUUCCUGAAGGUUCAUCUCCCUCUAUGGAAGUGGUUUCCCUGGACCAGUUAACACAGGAAUAAGAUGGCAAGCAAGAAGAAGGAAGUUCAGCUACAGGCAGUAAUACUUACUCAAGAACAAUGGGAAGAAAUGUUGCUGAAGAAAGGUCUAACAGUAGUAGAUGUGUAUCAGGCUUGGUGUGGACCUUGCAAGGCUGUCUUGAGCUUAUUCAGAAAACUAAAAAAUGAAUAUGGUGAAGAUGAUCUUCUGCAUUUUGCGGUGGCAGAAGCUAACAGCAUUCCAAGUCUGCUCCCCUUUAAAGAUAAAUGUGAACCCGCUUUUAUCUUCUGUGUGGAUGGCAAGAUGGUAGACAUUGUGAGAGGCGCGAAUGGACCUCUUCUGUGUAGAAAAGUCAUAGAGAUAGUAGAACGAGAGAGAAGAAUCGUAGCAGGAGAAGCAGAAAGACCAGAGUUGCCAGAACUUCUGUUUGUGGAGGAAAAAGAAUCCGAUGAAGAACUGGUAGAAGAAGAAGCUGUCGAGGAGGAAAAAUACACUGUUGUGAUCAUAAAACCUGAUGCGGUUGAAGCAGGAAAAGUUGAAGAAAUUAAACAAACGAUUACAGAGGCAGGCUUUAACAUUCUUGCAGAAGCCCUGAGGACAUUAACGGAUGAGCAAGUUAGGGAUUUUUAUCAAGACAAAUCGGAAGAGCUUGACUUUGAAGAGUUUGUUUCAUUUAUGCUGUCUGGACCAUGCCAUGUACUGAUCGUUUCUGAAGGAAAGCAAACGCAUGAGGUUAUGCCUUAUUUACAAGAAUUAGCUCCUGGAGAACUGAAGGAGGGAGAGGAGGGGGAAGAAGAAGAGGAGGAGGAGGAAGAGGAGGAGGAAGAAGGGUAUCGGAAACCUCCAAGUGAAGCGCCAGCCAGCUUGAAAGGGUUCUUGGAAGGCCAGGCUAUGUCAGAUUUAUGUGACGUUCAUGACAGAAUGGAAGAAGCAAGCCGCGAAUUGGCCUUCUUGUUCCCUGAUUUUUCCAAGCCGAAGAAAGGCCCAGCUCUUGAAAAAACAGUGGCCUUGAUUAGACCUUCUCUCUUGAGGGAAAGGAGAGAUUCUAUUCUGAAAAGGAUUGAGGAGGAUGGCUUUCAGAUAGCAAUGCAAAGAGAAAUCGUCUUAACAGAAGAGCAAGCUCGUGAGUUUUACAAAGAGCACGAAGGUCAAGAUUAUUUCCCAGCUCUACUGGAACAAAUGACCAGCGGACCAACUCUUGCACUUGCUUUGGUACGAGAAAAUGCGAUACAGAAAUGGAGAGCUUUACUGGGCCCAAAGAUAGUAGAGGAAGCAAAGGAACAAUGCCCAACAAGCUUACGCGCUGAGUUCGCGGUUGACAACGCACCCAUCAAUCAGCUGCAUGGAAGCUCAACCUCUGAACAAGCUGCAAAGGAAAUGGAAUUCUUCUUUCCUGUGCAAAACACUUUUGCUGUCAUUAAACCCACUGCUUUUGAGGAGCACAAAGAUGAAAUUCUACAAGAAGUAAAAGAAGCUGGAUUCAUCAUAUCUGAAAUGAAAGAAACACACAUAUCCUCCGAGAUGGCAGCACAGUUUUAUAAAAACCAAGAAGGAAAACCCUUUUAUGAUCAGCUUGUAAAUUAUAUGUCUGAUGGCCCCUCAAUGGUAAUGAUUCUGACCAAAGAAAAUGCUGUGGAGGAAUGGCGGCAAUUAAUGGGACCGACAGACCCAGAACAAGCAAAAGAAACUCAUCCCACCUCAUUACGGGCUAAGUUUGCAAAAGAUAUUUUGCGCAACGCUGUUCACGGAUCGUCUAAUGCAGAACAUGCUGUGCAGAGCAUUAAUUUUGUCUUUGGAGAUAUCGAUCUAGAGGACCUAAAACACAAAUAUGUCUAUGUCUAGUAGAAUGGUCAAUGUGAUUUUUUUAUUUGCAAUAUAUGCCAUAACUA
Messenger RNA from Podarcis muralis (Common wall lizard), 1959 nucleotides. It is a transcript of the gene NME8, whose product is annotated as NME/NM23 family member 8. NCBI's taxonomy places the organism in Eukaryota, Metazoa, Chordata, Lepidosauria, Squamata, Lacertidae. The record is from RefSeq and is a predicted model, not a curated record.